CAAUGAUGAUGGAAAUUGCAUCGGCUUUGUUUACAUACAUUUUUCACCAUCAGAAUCCAAAAUUCGCACAAAACCAAAAAGUUAGCAGAAAAAUCUAAAGUUUUGCAGUAAUUUCAUUCAAAUGGCUGCAGGAUGUAGCAAAUCGUUUGCAUCCAAAUACGAGGAAGAGCUAUAUUACGAUGUAGAGUACGAAGACUUCUGUAAAAACUUUGAAUUUUCGAAUUCCUCCUCUUGCUGGAUUUGCAAUGGAUAUUAUGGCCCAAGCUAUGGGGAACCGCUUUGCGGGACGUGCCAUUCUUUUAUUUUCCCAAAUCACCAAAACGAGGAAGCCGAAGGAUUGGUAACGGAACUUUCGGACGAUGAAGAUUCGGGUAAUGAUGAACCGCCGGAAAACGGAUCGAAGGACCGGGCGGAUGAUGACGAUGAUGAUUCCGACUAUGAUCUGGAACGACCUCGGCCAUCGGCUCCUCGUAAUCUGAACCAAUACUUGGACAUGCUAUCGCAGCCCCGGGAUUCCGACGAAUCCCAGCAGAAGAUUUGCUCCCUUCCGGUGGAAGUUCUGCUGUCGAUAUUUUCCUAUCUGGACGAUUUGUCGCUCUGGAACGUGAGCGAGGUGUGCAAACAGUGGAAGCGGAUCUUGGAGGUGCACACCCCGCAGCAGAUGUGGAAGAAGUACACGAAGGAAAGGUGGCCACUGUUCCAGCAGAUAUCGACCAUUCCGAACUGGUUGCACAUGUACGGCGCCCUGAUGAAUUCCUGCUUCUGCCGGACCUGUCUCAUUCAGAUGGCCCUGAAGACGCCAAUGCGCGGUCGAGUCAAUCACAUCCGGGCGAACCGCCUGAGGAGCGACAUCCGAUCCCUAGAUCUGGAUGCCACCGAGGGCAUCGAUGCCGUUGCGCUCGACAACCAGCUGUUCCACUGGCAGGCAUCGAUACUCGGUCCAGCCGGAAGCCCCUACGAAGGGGGCAAAUUUUUCCUCUACAUUGUGAUUCCUUGCUCGUACCCGAUGCUCCCGCCGCAGGUUCGCUUCCUAACCAAGAUCGUACAUCCGAAUGUUUCCCGGCACGGUGACGUGGGAAUCGACAUCAUCCAGCACAACUGGUCACUGGCGUUGACCAUUUCAAAACUACUGCUUUCAGUUCAGAGCUUACUGACGGAUCCUUUUACUCAGAUCUGUAUGGAACCCGAACUGGGAAGGAUGUACGAAAAUGAUCGACCCAAAUUCGAAGCCCUCGCAAGACGAUGGACUUGGAAGUAUGCUAUGUACGAAGUUCUACCACCGCUAGAAGGACUAUUGUAGACAGCGAAAUCCCCUAACCAGGUAAGUCAAAAUUAGGCCACAUAAAUAAGAACCAAGUAGCACUAUAACGCAGGCGUAUGAUAUGUUCAAUUGCUUUUACAACCGCUCGAUCCCUAGGACUUGAAAAAAAAAGUUUCCUAAAGCAUAGUUACUAAAAAAAGGCAGUAAGUGCCCUAUGGGAAUCCUAAACCGUGUAGAUCUGCUAAAGAUGGAAUUAGUUAAGCAAUAAGUUAUUAAGCUAUCAAAGUAGAAACUAUUUAUUUGCCUGAAAUUUGAUUCCGACUAAGAGCCAGCAUGUACAACAAUUAGAUGAGGAAAUCAAAAAAAUCUUAAUUUUUAACUAUUUUCGACUAAUAUUUAACGCAAAAAGUGAAGAAUUUUCAACGUUUUUUGGAUCUUAGUUCUUUCAAACAUGGAUGCUAACGCUUUUGUGGAGCCUCCACUCUCUUCCCUGUAAGCGUUACGUAAUUGACGGGCGGUGCCUAUCAUGAAUACCAAAGAUUGAGACUUCAUGGGGUAGGCCAUCUCUGUCUAUAGCUUUGAGAGCAAAACAAAAAAAAUGAUUAUUGAAGCUUCAUAUUUAAAACAGUAAGGGU
Aedes aegypti (yellow fever mosquito) is the source of this 1896-nucleotide messenger RNA. RefSeq lists its product as uncharacterized. The record is from RefSeq and is a predicted model, not a curated record. NCBI's taxonomy places the organism in Eukaryota, Metazoa, Arthropoda, Insecta, Diptera, Culicidae. Gene Ontology annotation, biological process: protein polyubiquitination. The coding region runs from base 122 to 1300 and encodes 392 amino acids. Gene Ontology annotation, molecular function: protein binding. The transcript is spliced from 4 exons. Gene Ontology annotation, cellular component: nucleus.